GAGCCGGCAGCUGAUCUAGUGAUGUGCGCGGGUUGAUAAGUAGAUCGCGUGCUUUUUCAUGAUAAACAAAACUGUAUCCAUUCUAUUCAAUCCGAAUUGGCAACCGAAGUAUCAUUGAUACAAAAGUCUAGUUAUUUCCAGUGAAAAACUUGUAAAACAGUCAUCAAUAAUUUUAUUUCGCGGAGACUUUUCACCGGCACAGAAGCAGGUGGCUGUCAUGUGAUUUACCUGGUGCUAUGAAAUUUAUCAGGUGGAAGCAGGAACUAUCAGACUGGGAUUCUCAAGCCAGUUCCAUUCAACCAAAUCAUGGAUAUGGGAAUUGAUGAGGAGUGAUGCUUUGCGGGGGAGCCCGUGAUGGCACACCUCACCUCAACCGCCUCGACCGUCUUCCUCCUCCUCCUUCUCCACCAUAUCGCCUCACUUCGCCUCAACUAUGCUCAUGCCUUCCUACAUGGCAGCUGCCAGGCUCCCCUUGGCAUGGAGUCGGGACGGAUUCCAGAUGAAGACAUAUCUGCUAGCUCGGCUUUCGACAGUGGCAACGUCGGGCCCAGACAUGCAAGGGUGCGAACAGAGAUCGGAGGCGGGGCUUGGUGUCCGAAGCUUCAGGUGACGACCGAGCCGAAGGAGUGGCUGGAGGUGGACCUGCACUCGGUGAGGGUGAUCACGGCGGUGGAGACGCAGGGCCGCUUCGGCAAUGGCCAGGGCCAGGAGUAUGCCGAGGCCUACCUCCUCGAGUACUGGCGACCCCGGCUUGGCAAGUGGGUGCGCUAUCGUAACAACAAGGGUGAAGAGGUGAUGAUGGGCAACUCGAAUACAUACUUGGAAGCUAAGAGAGAACUGGAUCCUCCUAUGUGGGCUUCGAAAGUGCGUUUCUUCCCCUACAGCUUCCACAUGAGAACCGUCUGCAUGAGAGUCGAGCUGUAUGGAUGUCCUUGGACAGAGGGGAUAGUCAGCUACUCAAUGCCCCAGGGCGACAAGCGGGGCUCCGGCUGGGAGUUCUUUGAUGCCACCUACGAUGGCCACUGGGAUGUCGAGCUGCAGCGCGGUCUGGGACAACUCACUGACAGCAAACUUGGUCCAGACAGCUUCAAAAACGCCUACUAUGACUUUGACAGAGGACAAGGAUGGGUGGGAUGGCGAAAUGACAGUCGAAAAGGUCGUCCAGUGGAAAUCACUUUUGAGUUCGACCAGGUCAGAGAGUUCACUUCUGUUCACCUCUACUGCAACAACGAGUUCACCAAAGAUAUCCAGGUUUUCUCAGAGGUGCAGAUAAUGUUCAGCAUUGGCGGAAAAAUAUUCGUAGACACGCCCAUCACCUACACCUACAUGGAGGACAGAAUCUUCGAGUAUGCCAGGAAUGUAUCUAUUAAACUCCAUCACAGGAUUGGACGAUUCGUGAAGCUGCGACUCCACUUCUCAGCCAACUGGAUUAUGAUCAGCGAGGUGAUAUUCGAUUCAGUUAUUGCUCAUGGAAAUUUCACUGCCGAAAAACUACCUUCAGAAAAUAAUAUGAAUGCAAACGACAUCUAUGUUAAUAGAGAGCACUACAAGCCUUUUGAAAUACCAGCUACCCAAGACGACGAAGCUCUUAUGGCGAUCAUAAUUGGGAUACUGAUGGCUGUGAUAUUUUUGCUGGCGAUGGCGAUUAUCAUGAUAAUCUUCAGACAUCGGCAGAAGAAGUGUUUCGCCAGUCCACUGGCCGGCAAGUCGACUCUUCCCGGUCCUCUCUUGUCGUCGGAGAGCAGCUGCGGAACGGUCGAGAAAACAGCCACAAUUCACAGCAAAGCUGCCAUGUCGAUGCCACACCCUGUCACCGGCCUCUUGGUCGACAUCAAGAAUGACGACUACCAGGAGCCUUUCCAGUACUACAGCUACAGCAGUGUGCUCAAAGACAAGUGUUCCCAGUUUUCAGAUUCAUCAUCUCACGAGUACGCAGUGCCUGAUGUUGGGAGUGCCACAAUGCUUGCCAGCAAUGUUCAAUCAAUUAAUGUCACCUCUGACACAUUUAAAAGACAGUCGCCUACUCAACAGGAGGUAUUGAGUGCGUUGAAAAAUAGGCUGGAGAACAUGAUAGUGCCUGAAUUUCCUAGACAUAGACUUCGAAUGCUGUCAAAAAUUGGAGAAGGGGCCUUCAGAAUGGUUUACUUGGCGGAAGCAGAUGGAAUAUCAGAAUAUGGAGGAGCUCCUUCAUUGGGAAAACGCCUUGUAGCUGUCAAAUCGUUACCUAUCAAUGCUACAGAAAGCGAAAAAUUGGAGUUUGAACGCGAUGUUAGAAUAUUAGCAGCCAUAGAGGAUGAGAAUAUUGUGAGAGUAUUAGGUGUAUGUUUUGGCGAGAACCCGAUAUCAGUUUUACUAGAAUAUCUUCCUCAUGGUGAUCUAUGUCAGUUUCUCAAGGGUCACAAUACUAUACCAGUGGAGAAAACGCAAACUCUCAGCCCUAAAACUAUAAGAAUCAACUCUGUCUUUUUCAGAAAUUGUUUAGUUGGUAAUUCAUAUCAAAUUAAAAUAUCCGAUUUUGGAACUGACAACGAACUAUACGUCAACGAUUAUUAUAAAAUGGAUAAUGGAAUGUUGCUUCCAAUCAGGUGGAUGGCGUGGGAAUCAAUAUACUUGGGGAGAUACACGACGAAGAGUGACGUGUGGGCGUUCGGCGUGACUCUGUGGGAGAUCCUGCUGCUGUGCCGGCACACUCCCUACGAGGACAUGACUGACGUCGAGGUGCUCUGCAGUCUGUCACAUCUGCACAAGGAUGACGAGUCAUUCUGUCUGUUGCCCCGCCCUGCCGCCGCCUCCAAGGACGUCGCCGAUCUGCUGGCUCAGUGCUGGUGCAGGGAGCCCGAUGAGCGACCUACCUUCAACGAGCUGGCCACGUUUUUGCAGCGCAAAAAUUCGGGGUUCAUUCCACUCGCGUAGGCUGCUCGAUUUUAGAAAAAUACUUAUGACGAUUCUCAAUUUUUCGCAAUAUCGAAUUGUAUCUAAAAUCAAUUAAGGGUUUAUGUCACGUAAUAAGGAAGACUUUUCAAUGCUGGGGUUUCCACAAUAUCGAAUAGAAGAUUAAUGGAAUGCAGUUUUGGGCUUUAAGUCUAUUGUUCCUUUCCCAAUAAUUCAUAGUUGAGAAUGAUAUUGUAACCUAUUUAUCAAUGUAUAAAUAAAUAUUCUGGGUUCAUUCCAGAUUCCAUUGAUUUAGUUUUUCAAGAAAUACUUGUAUUCAAUACUGUAUUUUUGCGAUAUCAAAUGGUCUCCGAGUUUAAUUCAAUAUUUAUUCCACUAAUAUAUGAUUGCCCAAAGAAAUUUUAUUUCAAAGCUGGGCUUUGCAAUAUCGAAUGCUGGCUCUCUUGAGAUUAUUUCAAAGUGUCGAAAUUUGACUAGCCCAGGAAGAUGGGCCUAACACAGGGGGGGGGGAAGGAGCUGCAGAUAAGCAGACUGCAUAAAUUUUUGGGGCCGGAGCUCCAAAACACAUUUUAGCGUUUCAAAAAAACUGUUUAGUGCUUCGAUAAUUCAGAAUUUAUUCCACUAAAAUAAACGACAGUAGGCAUACGGUAUCAUUCAUAGUUCCACAUUGUUCAAAAUAGAAAUAAAUAUUUUGAAAGAAUAAUGAAUAUAGAGAAAUGAGCCAUGAAGUAUCAAAUACGAACAUUAUAUGUAGCGAAAUACCAGUAGGGAAUCAUUCAACCUAAGAAUUCAAACCUCAGUUUGAAGCAUUCGAUGAAGACCAUCAUAAUAGGUUGCUUCGGGAUAAAGCUCCCUUAAGAUAACGGCUUAUUCAAGACAAAUCCAUGAUACUAUAGGGUUAUAAACAAAAGCUAUAAUGUCGUCUUGCACAAUAAAUGUUUAUGUAAUAUUAAUCACUAAUAGGGUUAAUUGUACAGAAAGUUAGUAAUAUCCACUUAAAUAUAGAAAAACUCCUGAGGCCUUACUCUUCUUUACCUAUCAUUGGUCUCGACACCUUUCAAUAAUGCUUUGUAAUUACUUGAUUAGUGUACAUACAAAACUAUUGUAGAAAUGUAAAUAAAGAAACAACGUAAUAUUCUUCAACGAAUUUAUAAAAAGUAUAUAUCAAAUACUUUUAGUGGAGUUAUUAAAUUGGUGAAUCCAAUUACAUAUAUUUUCUAUUAUCAAUAGGUACCAUAAAUUUAUGUGGAUAAAUGGAUGAAUGAUUUUUUGAAAAUAUUUGAGGAAAAAAUAUAUUACCCAAGUAUUGUGAAUUUAAUUGUACACAGUCAAGAUCUCUGGAAUAUAGGAAUAAUUAUUGUCAAUCAGCAUUGAGUAAAAUCAUUAAGGUUUUUAAUUAGAUUUUUGAAAGUUAUUAUUUUGUGAUAUAAGUGAACAAUGAUAUUGUGAUACUGCAUUUAAUGUGAAAUGUUUUCUACUGAAAAGAGUAUUUUGUACCACAGAUUUGGAAAUAUGAUGGUUCCAGGAAAUUUUAUAAGAAUUCAAUAUUGAUUCAAGAUGGAAAUCUGUGAAGUAUGUGUUUUUUCCAUCACAAAACCGUGUAUUAUUUUUUCCUCUGCUGAAGUCGAUAAUUUUUUAACAUUUAUAAUUUAAUAGUUUUAUCAGUCAAAUUGAUUACGAUAUGAAAUACAGAUCGAAUACAGCUUGCAAGCUUGCACUAGAUAGGCCUACUUAACAAUCUAUAACUAGUACCUCAUGACAUCGUGUAAGUGAGGAUUGGAAUUUUUCAGUUUUAGAAUUCAAGCUUUAUUCUGCUUUUCAAGUUUUAGAUUUUGAUUGUAGAGUGGGUAUUUUAAUAUUUCUACCGCGAGUGGGCUUCUUAAAAAGUGAAUUACCAAUUAAAAUAUGUCAAAUGAAUAAAGUUACAUCCAAUAGCAUUUAUAACACUGUUUUCAACAUCGUUGUAGGCAUAUUUUUCAUAAUGACUUUUAUUCAAUGGGAUGUUAAUCUGAUGCUAUCAAGUUUUUUGAGGAGUGAAAUCAAACUAUUGAUGCUUUUAUUACUAGCAUAAGUAAGGGUGAAUUGUCAUCAGGGCCAUGGAAACGGGAUAGUAGAACGCUGUACUAACUUACAAUAAGCAAUAAUUUACUUGAAAUACAAGACUAAUAUAUUCACGAGACCCUUUUGAAAAAAGGUAAUUUUACUAUUGUGAAACCCUAAAACUAAUUCAAAUAGUCUGUAUAAUACUGAAAUUGAAAUAACCUAAUUUGAUAAUUCAUUAUAAUACUACAUUAGUAGCUACUAAUGUGCUAUAGAUUAUUAGAAAAAAUGUUAUUCAAUAUAUUGAAGCAAAUAAUAAAACUUAUUAGUUUUAGAUUACUAUUGUGAUAAAAAUUAAAGAAGAGCUCUCAAUCGCAAAUAAAUGUUGGCCUAUAGCAAAAAUAUGAAUUCUAAUCUAUCAUUCAUAUUCUUUUGAUUUCAAAACAUGUAAUAUUGGGCCUAGCCAUAGCCACCUCUAAUAUGUAUUAGCCCAUUCAGUAACUAGGUAAUCAAAAUUUCUAGCUCUUGAUAUUAAAUAAUUCUGAAGGUUUCUGGUUCUCAUAUCCUAUAUUGGUACUCAACGAAAUUAAUUAAUAAGCUGCCAUUCUAUCAUCAUUAUAAUUAAAAUGAUCCUUAAAUGCAACUUUAAUAAAUUUUAAUUCAGAUAAAAAUUUUGCAUACCAUAUAUAUCUGCAUAAUUUCCCUCAGAAUAACUACUUAAAUUACAUGCUGAAUACCAAGCAAAAUUAUUAGAUUACAGGGUUAAUUCAUAUUUUUAUUUUGUUAUUUUUUAUAUUGACGUAGAAAACUCACAAGUUCAAUUGGAUGACCAAAUUUAUUUCAUUACAUCGUGCAUAGAAGCGGUGAGAAUUGAUGAUAUUUUCAAACAUUGUAAAGUACCGUAUAUAUCAUACUGUAUAGAAAAAAGGAUAUAUUAUAAUAAUUUAAUACUAUAUUAUCUGCUGAACUUGAAUAUGAUACAGAUCGAAUAAUGAAAAACAGCAAUUUUAAUAUACUAGAAUAGAUAAUUUCAAUUGUACAGGUAGACUAGAUCCUUGUUUCUGAUGAACUGUUGGUUUUUAUAAGAAAAUUCUAAUGCAAUGCGCUAUACCACUGUGUAUUUGAAUAAGAGAUAAUUUUGAAAUUGUAAAUAGAUUUGUAUUAAUGAAUUGCAUACAACUUGUUGACUCUUGACGCAAAUGAUAAUCAUUCUCAUAAUAAUAGUCUUCUAAGCUGCAAUUUCUUGCAAAUCAUUGAUGGAUUUUUUAUGAAUGAGGAAUGACUGUUGAAAUAAAUUAUUGAUAAAUUAUAAAAUUGCCUUUGGUCAAACUUCGACCAACGGGCGAGGUGAUUCAAGGUGCAAGCCUAAACUUUUAUACCGCUUUUACUAGUCAACCAAACUCAGAGUAGGUAGUUUUGAGAUUUCACAAUGCAGUGAACUUUAGAAGUAAGUCUGAAACUAUCUUAUUUCACACAGUUGAAAGGUAUUCAUUUGUAUUAUCAUUUCCUUAAUUUUUUCAAAUCCCUUCAUGGGAUACGUUGAAAAUUGGUCUACUAAGAAAUAUAGUUUAUUGCAAUAAAAAAGUACCUAAUUGAAAAAUAUUCACAAUUUUAGUUGAUCGAUUAUAGUUGAAAUAGCCUUAACAAUUAAAAAUAUAACACAACUAGUUGAUUAAACCGAUUCAGGUAUAGGUUCAUAGGAAAUCUGAGUAAUGGUUUCAACUGCUAAUUCACAGUAACAAAUCAUCAUGUUUGUUACAAUGUUUCAAACAGAGAGUAGAUCAACUGGACACAUUGUAGACACUGGAAAUUAGUUAUUGUAACUAGCGUAAUACAAUACUAGUAAAAAAUAUUUCCUUGAUAAUGACAAUGAUUGUUAAUUGCCAUACAGUACACAGAAAAAUUGUUUCAUGAUAGUAGAUUCAAUAAUCAAUUUAAAUUUGUGAAACUAUAAAAAGUACGGAUCCUAAAAGCUCUUUAUUUGUUCCCUGUGAUAGAAUACAAAGUUUUUCUAGUUUCACAAUAAAAAGUUUCUGUAAUAGAAUGAAUUUAUUAUUGAUUAUGUUUUUAAUAGUUGAGUAAAAUUGUAUAAGUAAGUUAUAUGUUCAGAUUUUGAACAAAAUAAAUUAUGUUGAAGUAUGGAAGUUUCAGUUUUUAUCAUCAAAACCUAAAGAACUCUUGUAGUUACAAGGAACGAUAUUUUGAUGGUGGUUGAAACCUAUAGUAAGGUUUAACCUAUUUAUUAGUCUGAGGUGAUUAGGUUAAAAUUAUUACAGAAAAAUUAAAUGGAUGACCAACUCUAGGCUAUGAAUUUUCUGGUGACGAUAUAAAAAAUCAAACAGGGAUACUGCGAUGUCUAUAUUUUGUCACGAUUUUGCAGAUAAACUCAAAAGUUAGUGAUAAGUAGCCUAAUAAUCUACUAACCAAAUGAUGCAAAUAGGCCAAGGUACAGUAACUAUAUAACUUACUGUAGGCCAAGGCUUUUGGAAUCGACCAGUUGAUUGGGCAUGGAACGGUAAAAUCAAAAAACGCAUAGAAUCUUAAAAUAUUUUUUAUUUCAGACUUUUUACAUUGUUUAUCUCCUUGUAACUAAACUAUUAUUUGCUAGUUAAACUUAUUUUAUCAGUGAAAGAAUAAUUACAAAAACUAGUAACUUGAGUUAGUGCAACGAAGAGUUGGACUUAUUGUGGUGGUAUUAGGAAAACAAAACACAAUAAUUGAUUAAAUACAGUAGAUUAAAAAACUUAAUAUAUGAUUUAAGUCAAUUCAUUUUCUGAUUAAUGAUCAACAAAUAUUUUCAAAUAUAUUAAUUACACGUAAAAUAUAAUUGAAUUUUUACAAAUUAAUUAUUAUCGUUGAAUAGAAUAGAGGCUAUCAUUAUAACUAUUGUGUUAUUCAAAGUAUGAUUUUCUGUUUCUAAUCAGAUAUCGGCUAGUGUUUAUUCGUAUAUUUACAUUAAUUUCUUGUAAAUAUGAUCUACGAACCAAUAUCAUUUAUCAAGGCAAAAUUUGGGAUGCCUAAACUUCUAAUUACAGUAUUUAGUUUUGUAUGUUUGCUAGUAGAGCAUAAUUAUAAUCACAACAAGCU
Molecule: messenger RNA, 8019 nt
Organism: Nilaparvata lugens (brown planthopper)
Lineage: Eukaryota; Metazoa; Arthropoda; Insecta; Hemiptera; Delphacidae
Product: discoidin domain-containing receptor 2
Exons: 17
Coding region: 355-2913 (852 amino acids)
Biological process (GO): multicellular organism development; protein phosphorylation; cell surface receptor protein tyrosine kinase signaling pathway
Cellular component (GO): signaling receptor complex
Molecular function (GO): ATP binding; collagen binding; protein tyrosine kinase collagen receptor activity
Source: RefSeq, a predicted model, not a curated record